AGCAACUCCUUCGGCCGCAGUGAAUCGAGGAUCGUCGAUCGGCGAAGACGCGGCGACGUUUCACACGCGAAGGACGCCAGCCAUCAUGGUCAUGGACACCAGCACCGUGCGUCUCGUGAUAUUCCUCGGGAUGUUCCUAAUGUUCGCCGGCGACUAUACAUAUCUGAUCUCCACGAUUUUCGGCAGACAAUCCGACCAGAAUCUCACAGAACCGAUCAAGAAUCCGGAGGAACUUGGGAACAAAGACGGUGUAACAUUGACGACCGUGAAGAAGGACGACGAGAAGGAGAACGCGGUCUCGAGACGAGCGCGAAUGAUGACGACCAUCAAGACAGCUUGCCUGCCUAAGCUGAUAUGCGAACUGACCUCGUCCGUGCACCAGGAUCAGCUGAGCGAAAUGGAACGGUCCUUGCUGAAUUUAAUCAGGGACACGAGCCUGAGCACGAUGGCGGAAGUGCCCUCGAGGUACCACUUCGCGGCGCAUAUGGGUCAACUGAUAUCCGGCAUGGAAGGUCAGGGGUGCCAUAAUUUCUUCCCCACCUGUCCGUUGCCCGGAUCCAGCGUUCUCAACAUGAUGAAGAAGAUUCGAUUACGCUGACGCGACCGAAACGAUCCACGUCGACGACCGACGACGAUGCCUGUGAUACCGCAGACGACCUUUCCUCCAACCUCGUUGCAUCGAUAACGAUUCGCGCGAUCCUCCGAGAAUUCACAAAUUCUGCAAAUCUCUUUUCUUCGUGAAAAAAAAGAAGAAAAAACACACACUUUUCUCGAGGCGGAAGUGCACGAGGAAACGUACUUACUUGCGACUAUUAAGCAACGGCUGAUUCGAUUAAUUGUAAAUGAAAAAAAAAAAACGAACGACAGAGAAGAACAGCUUUUGAGAUAUUUUGUUUGAAAUAUCCAAGAUAACGUUCUUAGAUCGUUCGAAGACCGUCGAGACUUACGUAGGCGCUAAGUGAUCUAUACUUAAGAAAUCAUUUUUAUCAAUUGUCGCGCGCGAAUCCAACGAACAAGCGGAUUAGCGUCGUUCGAUGUAAGAGACUACGCUUUAAAAGAGACUUCGAUAGUAUUCGAUCUAUCCCAGAGAUCUCGUACGUUCGCGAGCAAAAACACGAACACACUUCUGUCGAUUAUUUAUUUCCUCGCUGAUUAAAACAC
This is a messenger RNA of Habropoda laboriosa, 1161 nucleotides long. RefSeq lists its product as uncharacterized. NCBI's taxonomy places the organism in Eukaryota, Metazoa, Arthropoda, Insecta, Hymenoptera, Apidae. The record is from RefSeq and is a predicted model, not a curated record. The transcript has 3 exons. Bases 86 to 598 code for a protein of 170 amino acids.